AUGGGGCCACUCUCUGUGGAGCAAAUCGGCGUAGCCACCUUAGUUAGGUUAGGAAUCGAGGGAUCCAGCAGAUUUCGCACGGACUUUUUACAAGAGUUACCGACACCCGGCACGGGGCCAUCAUUCGAUACGUCUGUGCCAAAUAACCUCACUGGUCUCGUCGGCAAAACAGCAUAUCUCAACUGCAGGGUCAAAAAUCUGGGAAAUAGAACGGUUUCCUGGGUUCGACAUCGAGACAUCCAUCUAUUAACCGUAGGAAGGUACACGUACACAAGUGACCAGCGGUUCGAGGCUAUUCAUUCACCUCACACAGAGGACUGGACCCUGAGGAUAAGAUAUCCGCAGCAGAAAGACACCGGGAUCUACGAGUGCCAAAUAUCAACGACCCCUCCAAUUGGUCAUCCGAUCUUCCUCAAUGUCGUCGAACCUAUCACGGAAAUUGUGGGUGGUCCAGACCUGUACAUCAACCAGGGCAGCACCAUUAAUAUUACGUGCCUUGUGCAUUUCGCGCCGGAGCCACCCCCGGCGAUUGUUUGGAGUCAUGAGCAGCAGGUGAUAAAUUUUGAUUCCCCACGGGGCGGCAUUAGUUUGCUGACAGAGAAGGGUGCCAUAACUUCCAGUAGAUUGCUCAUCCAAAAGGCGUCCGCUAUGGAUUCGGGCAAAUACGAGUGCAGUCCGUCCAACGCGGGAGCAGCAACUGUUAGAGUUCAUAUCCUAAGUGGUGAGCAGAGAGCCAUGUCCAUGCACGUAGGCCACGGCACGAGCCCAUUCUGCCCCCCAUUCAUGAGUGCCUUGCUAUUACCUUUUAUUCUUCUGUUGCGGUCGGCUGUCGUCUAGUCUCAAGUCCAACUCGUCAUGCUCCGAUUCUCUCAAUGUUUAUACAAUUUUUUUACUUCGUAAAUCUAUAUUUUGUUAUUUUAAUCGUUAAGUUGUGAUCUAUGUGUGAUUCGGCUGCUGUCUCUAUUCAUGAGGUAUUUUCGGUGCAGGCGAAAGCAACAUCAAUUGAACGGUUUGGAGACCAAGGAGUAGAAGUGCACCAUGUCUUCAAGAUUUUUCAGUAUUUUUUUUCU
This is a messenger RNA of Bemisia tabaci, 1070 nucleotides long. The record is from RefSeq and is a predicted model, not a curated record. NCBI's taxonomy places the organism in Eukaryota, Metazoa, Arthropoda, Insecta, Hemiptera, Aleyrodidae.